UUGUCGCAAAGGAGACACGUAAACUAUUUGGCAACCAUUACCGGUUUACAUGGUGAGGUAGUGCAAGUGUUGAGUUGCUGAUCGUAACCAUUUGGCUGAGAUUGCAGUGGAAAAACAUUUGACAGUCAUGGCGGAGAGUACAGGAUCGAGGCGGACAAUUGAUGAUGAUUUCUGGGUCACGAAACCGACCGAUUGCCAAACCAGCGACAACAACUUGGGAGGAGUCAGUGUUUGGUGUGAUGGGGACGAUAUCUUUAGAUUCCUAGAUAAUGUGUGUGAGGGAGACAGACUGGAGUUAGACAAUGACAAACUGCCGUACCUGCACUCCUGGGCCAUCUGCAAGUCCAUCAGUAAAUGGAACCCCUUUCCCUGGUAUGCAGUCCAAUUCUUCAACGACGAUGAGUGGGGCACGUACUCAACCAGAAAUACCUUCUUGAAUGUCGCAUUCCCACCCAGUAAAGAUGUAACGGCAAUUGUUGUUACCCCCAUCUUUACGUUUUUAUUUAAGACAGGCGGUAAAGUAAGGAUCAAUAACUUCACAGAUACAUGUAAAGACUGGUCACCACCACUAGGCGAGAGACGUAUUCGCAAGGAAAUCACGUAUCAGCUCAAAGAAUUACAUGAGAUUCAUGCAAGUUUAGAAGUGUACGUGUGCAGAAAUCGGUUCAUAGACAGUGAGGACUUUGUGAACUACUGUCGGUAUGGCUACUGCAAAGACAAUAAUUACAGGAGAGUAAGCGAAUGGUACAGCAAGGAUAAUAUCGACAUCGAGGGCUUCUUUCAAGAAUUUCGCGUAGGAGACAGGCUGGAGUUCAGAUACAGUUCUCCGUAUCAGCGCUGGGGCAUCUACAUCGGUCAGUGGGGGAACGACCUCAAGCAAGUAGUCCUGUUUGACCCGGGCGACUCAGCAAUGACUUCCUCGGGUAUUGGGUCCUCGGCGAGACCUAAACCAGAACUUUGGGUUAAAUCCAUUUGGAUACAUGUAGUUAUCGAAGGCAGACAAGUCAGAAUCAACAACAAAGGAGAUCUGAGGUGGUCAACAUUAGACGGGGAAAAUAUUCUUGAGGAAAUCAGUAGUCAGUUGCCGGGUAAGACGCGCAGACAUGCAUGCAAGGUUUUGUUCAAAGACAGUGAGGACUUUGUUAACUACUGUCGAUAUGAUGACUGGCGCAUUAAUUUCGGGCUGGUCUGUGAGUGGUGCCCUCCGGAUCCAUCGCCUCGGUUGCAUGUAGGUGACAGGUUGGAGUUCAGUCGCACUCUGCCGUACGCGCACUGGGGCAUCUAUGUCGGCGACUGGGAGGGUAAACACCACCAAGUCGUCCACUUCGCCCCAGCUGCUGACGGAAAUGCUAAACUAUUCUCCAAGAAUAAGAGCUUCAGUUUGGAGUCGUCAGCGAAAGACAAACCAGAACUCUGUGUCGACGACAUCUGGGAAGUUUCCGGAAAUGAUAAGGUCAAAAUCAACAACGACAGAGAUCACUUCUGGCCACCGUUAGUCAGGACUGAUAUUUUGGAUAAAAUGAAGCAUCAGUUGGACAGUCAAUCAGAUGGGAACAAGCCAGUGUACCGUCUUUUCUCCAACAACUGCGAGCACUUUGUGAACUACUGCCGGUAUGGGAAACAUCACAGUGACCAGGUCAACCGCAUUUCUUGGAUGUUUGACCAAUUCGUCGCAUAUCUGACGAAGUGACGAAUGGGCCAUUUUGGUGGUUUUUUUAAUUGAG
Molecule: messenger RNA, 1724 nt
Organism: Patiria miniata (bat star)
Lineage: Eukaryota; Metazoa; Echinodermata; Asteroidea; Valvatida; Asterinidae
Exons: 1
Coding region: 128-1690 (520 amino acids)
Biological process (GO): N-acylphosphatidylethanolamine metabolic process
Cellular component (GO): cytoplasm
Molecular function (GO): A2-type glycerophospholipase activity; glycerophospholipid phospholipase A1 activity
Source: RefSeq, a predicted model, not a curated record